AAGGGGGUUAGCGAAACGUUAGCGGUCGGGUCUGGGCAGGGGGUGGAGCUGGUUGAAGGAACGGGGCAGUCCCCUGAGGAGUGGGGCUGGUUGAAACGCUAGGGGCGGGAUCUGGCGGAGUGGAAGGUAUCGGUCCGGCCCGAUAAGGGGUGGAGUUAAGUGAAUCGUUAAGGGUGGAGUCGAGACCGGGGCCGGGGCCGGGGCCGGCUGAGUGAAAGGGUGGGUGAUUAUCCCGGGAGAUAGGCCGAAAGGGCAGGUUCGUGAAGGAAUGGGGUCUGGGCCGGGCUUAGAGGGCCUGGGAAUGGGGCUUAGGAGAGUAGAAGGGGUGGUGAUUGGUUGGAAAGGGCAGGCCCUAAAACGGACUGAGUGAGCCCGGGGGCUCAUUGCUCCGUGAAAGGGCAAGACCAGGGAAAGAGAAUCGUGUAAAAGGGGUGGAGUCUAGCGGGCCGGGCGGGGCCAGGUAGAAUGGCCACCUGAGUGGAGGGAGAAGGCCUGAGAGAGGCGGAGUUUGGAAGGCUGUGGAGAAUCAGAUCGCAACCGCGGCAGGGGCCAAGCCUCCUGAACUAUGACCUCCACCGGCCAGGAUUCCACCACAACCAGGCAGCGAAGAAGUAGGCAGAACCCCCAGUCGCCCCCUCAGGACUCCAGUGUCACUUCGAAGCGAAAUAUUAAAAAGGGAGCCGUUCCCCGCUCCAUCCCCAAUCUAGCGGAGGUAAAGAAGAAAGGCAAAAUGAAGAAGCUCGGCCAAGCAGUGGAAGAAGACCUAAUCGUGGGACUGCAAGGGAUGGAUCUGAACCUUGAGGCUGAAGCACUGGCUGGCACUGGCUUGGUGUUGGAUGAGCAGCUAAAUGAAUUCCAUUGCCUCUGGGAUGACAGCUUCCCGGAAGGCCCUGAGCGGCUCCAUGCCAUCAAGGAGCAACUGAUCCAGGAGGGCCUCCUAGAUCGCUGCGUGUCCUUUCAGGCCCGGUUUGCUGAAAAGGAAGAGCUGAUGUUGGUUCACAGCCUAGAAUAUAUUGAUCUGAUGGAAACAACCCAGUACAUGAAUGAGGGAGAACUCCGUGUCCUAGCAGACACCUACGACUCAGUUUAUCUGCAUCCGAACUCAUACUCCUGUGCCUGCCUGGCCUCAGGCUCUGUCCUCAGGCUGGUGGAUGCGGUCCUGGGGGCUGAGAUCCGGAAUGGCAUGGCCAUCAUUAGGCCUCCUGGACAUCACGCCCAGCACAGUCUUAUGGAUGGCUAUUGCAUGUUCAACCACGUGGCUGUGGCAGCCCGCUAUGCUCAACAGAAACACCGCAUCCAGAGGGUCCUUAUCGUAGAUUGGGAUGUGCACCAUGGUCAAGGAACACAGUUCACCUUCGACCAGGACCCCAGUGUCCUCUAUUUCUCCAUCCACCGCUACGAGCAGGGUAGGUUCUGGCCCCACCUGAAGGCCUCUAACUGGUCCACCACAGGUUUCGGCCAAGGCCAAGGAUAUACCAUCAAUGUGCCUUGGAACCAGGUGGGGAUGCGGGAUGCUGACUACAUUGCUGCUUUCCUGCACGUCCUGCUGCCAGUCGCCCUCGAGUUCCAGCCUCAUCUGGUCCUGGUGGCUGCUGGAUUUGAUGCCCUGCAAGGGGACCCCAAGGGUGAGAUGGCCGCCACUCCGGCAGGGUUCGCCCAGCUAACCCACCUGCUCAUGGGUCUGGCAGGAGGCAAGCUGAUCCUGUCUCUGGAGGGUGGCUACAACCUCCGUGCCCUGGCUGAAGGUGUCAGUGCUUCGCUCCACACCCUUCUGGGAGACCCUUGCCCCAUGCUGGAGUCACCUGGUGCCCCCUGCCGGAGUGCCCAGGCUUCAGUUUCCUGUGCUCUGGAAGCCCUUGAGCCCUUCUGGGAGGUUCUUGUGAGAUCAACUGAGACCGUGGAGGGGGACAACAUGGAGGAGGACAAUGUAGAGGAGAGCGAGGAGGAAGGACCCUGGGAGCCCCCUGCGCUCCCAAUCCUGACGUGGCCAGUGCUACAGUCUCGCACAGGGCUGGUCUAUGACCAAAGUAUGAUGAAUCACUGCAACUUGUGGGACAGCCACCACCCUGAGGUACCCCAGCGCAUCUUGCGGAUCAUGUGCCGUCUGGAGGAGCUGGGCCUUGCCGGGCGCUGCCUCACCCUGACACCACGCCCUGCCACAGAGGCUGAGCUGCUCACCUGCCACAGUGCUGAGUACGUGGAUCAUCUCCGGGCCACAGAGAAAAUGAAAACCCGGGAGCUGCACCGUGAGAGUUCCAACUUUGACUCCAUCUAUAUCUGCCCCAGUACCUUCGCCUGUGCACAGCUUGCCACUGGCGCUGCCUGCCGCCUGGUGGAGGCUGUGCUGUCGGGAGAGGUUCUGAAUGGUGCUGCUGUGGUGCGUCCCCCAGGACACCAUGCGGAGCAGGAUGCAGCUUGCGGUUUUUGCUUUUUCAACUCUGUGGCUGUGGCUGCUCGCCAUGCCCAGGCUAUCAGUGGGCGUGCCCUACGGAUCCUGAUUGUGGAUUGGGAUGUCCACCAUGGUAAUGGAACUCAGCACAUGUUUGAGGAUGACCCCAGUGUGCUAUAUGUGUCCCUGCACCGCUAUGAUCAUGGCACCUUCUUCCCCAUGGGGGAUGAGGGUGCCAGCAGCCAGAUCGGCCAGGCUGCGGGCACAGGCUUCACCGUCAACGUGGCAUGGAACGGGCCCCGCAUGGGUGACGCUGACUACCUAGCUGCCUGGCAUCGCCUGGUGCUUCCCAUUGCCUACGAGUUUAACCCAGAACUGGUGCUGGUCUCAGCUGGCUUUGAUGCUGCACGGGGGGACCCGCUGGGGGGCUGCCAGGUGUCACCUGAGGGUUAUGCCCACCUCACCCACCUGCUGAUGGGCCUUGCCAGUGGCCGCAUUAUCCUUAUCCUAGAGGGUGGCUAUAACCUGACAUCCAUCUCAGAGUCCAUGGCUGCCUGUACUCGCUCCCUCCUUGGAGACCCGCCACCCCUGCUGACCCUGCCACGGCCCCCACUAUCAGGGGCCCUGGCCUCAAUCACUGAGACCAUCCAAGUCCAUCGCAGAUACUGGCGCAGCUUACGGGUCAUGAAGGUAGAAGACAGAGAGGGACCCUCCAGUUCUAAGUUGGUCACCAAGAAGGCACCCCAACCAGCCAAACCUAGGUUAGCUGAGCGGAUGACCACACGAGAAAAGAAGGUUCUGGAAGCAGGCUUGGGGAAGGUCACCUCGGCAUCAUUUGGGGAAGAGUCCACUCCAGGCCAGACUAAGUCAGAGACAGCUGUGGUGGUCCUCACUCAGGACCAGCCCUCAGAGGCAGCCACAGGGGGAGCCACGCUGGCCCAGACCAUUUCUGAGGCAGCCGUUGGGGGAGCCAUGCUGGGCCAGACCACCUCAGAGGAGGCUGUCGGGGGAGCCACUCCGGACCAGACCACCUCAGAGGAGACUGUGGGAGGAGCCACUCUGGACCAGACCACCUCAGAGGAUGCUGUUGGGGGAGCCACGCUGGGCCAGACUACCUCAGAGGAGGCUGUAGGAGGAGCUACACUGGCCCAGACCACCUCGGAGGCAGCCAUGGAGGGAGCCACACUGGACCAGACUACGUCAGAGGAGGCUCCAGGGGGCACCGAGCUGAUCCAAACUCCUCUAGCCUCGAGCACAGACCACCAAACCCCCCCAACCUCACCUGUGCAGGGAACUACACCCCAGAUAUCUCCCAGUACACUGAUUGGGAGUCUCAGGACCUUGGAGCUAGGCAGCGAAUCUCAGGGGGCCUCAGAAUCUCAGGCCCCAGGAGAGGAGAACCUACUAGGAGAGGCAGCUGGAGGUCAGGACAUGGCUGAUUCGAUGCUGAUGCAGGGAUCUAGGGGCCUCACUGAUCAGGCCAUAUUUUAUGCUGUGACACCACUGCCCUGGUGUCCCCAUUUGGUGGCAGUAUGCCCCAUACCUGCAGCAGGCCUAGACGUGACCCAACCUUGUGGGGACUGUGGAACAAUCCAAGAGAAUUGGGUGUGUCUCUCUUGCUAUCAGGUCUACUGUGGUCGUUACAUCAAUGGCCACAUGCUCCAACACCAUGGAAAUUCUGGACACCCGCUGGUCCUCAGCUACAUCGACCUGUCAGCCUGGUGUUACUACUGUCAGGCCUAUGUCCACCACCAGGCUCUCCUAGAUGUGAAGAACAUCGCCCACCAGAACAAGUUUGGGGAGGAUAUACCCCACCCACACUAAGCCCCAGAAUACGGUCCCUCUUCACCUUCUGAGGCCCACGAUAGACCAGCUGUAGCUCAUUCCAGCCUGUACCUUGGAUGAGGGGUAGCCUCCCACUGCAUCCCAUCCUGAAUAUCCUUUGCAACUCCCCAAGAGUGCUUAUUUAAGUGUUAAUACUUUUAAGAGAACUGCGACGAUUAAUUGUGGAUCUCCCCCUGCCCAUUGCCUGCUUGAGGGGCACCACUACUCCAGCCCAGAAGGAAAGGGGGGCAGCUCACUGGCCCCAAGAGGGAGCCAAUAUCACGAGGAUAACAUUGGUGGGAGGGGAGUUAACUGGCAGGCAUGGCAAGGUUGCAUAUGUAAUAAAGUACAAGCUGUUAAAAAA
This is a messenger RNA of Symphalangus syndactylus (siamang), 4577 nucleotides long. It is a transcript of the gene HDAC6, whose product is annotated as histone deacetylase 6. Gene Ontology annotation, cellular component: histone deacetylase complex. The record is from RefSeq and is a predicted model, not a curated record. Gene Ontology annotation, biological process: epigenetic regulation of gene expression. Lineage: Eukaryota; Metazoa; Chordata; Mammalia; Primates; Hylobatidae. Gene Ontology annotation, molecular function: zinc ion binding; histone deacetylase activity.